Messenger RNA from Chenopodium quinoa (quinoa), 2066 nucleotides. RefSeq names its product protein ALP1-like. Bases 964 to 1536 code for a protein of 190 amino acids. NCBI's taxonomy places the organism in Eukaryota, Viridiplantae, Streptophyta, Magnoliopsida, Caryophyllales, Amaranthaceae. The transcript has 2 exons. The record is from RefSeq and is a predicted model, not a curated record.
AUCUCAAGUACGGUAAAUUCUUUGCUUUCGCUUGUUCAAUUUCUAGGGUUUAUACGAUAUCAAUUUCGCUUUCUGUGGUGAAUUACUUACUCGUUUUUUUAUCAGAUCGGAUGAGUUUUGUUUUCGUGGUUCAUUUUGAGAUGGUUAUUGAUUUGUUUCUGUGUUUUUUUGUAUUGAUUGAUUAUAGGCGCAUUUGAUAGUAGUUUUUGAAGUAGUUUUUAGGGUUUUGAUCGACAUAUGUUUAAUCAAAGUAACAUAUAAUCCGAUUUUUAGCAUUCAACAAGGUAGUCGUGGAGUGUUAAUGAGCUAUAACUCUAUAAGGCAAUAUCUUGCAAAAGUUAAAGAGUUUAGAAGUAUCAAAAUAGCUCAUGGAAUACAAAGUAGUUGAUAGUAGUUUUUGAAGUAGUUUUUGUAUUGAUUGAUUGUUCGUUAAUGUUGUUGGAUUGAUUUUGAUAGCUUUUUGGUUGAUUUGUUUGUUGAUGUGAGUUAUUGAGAUUUGAAUUUUGUUUGGAAGAAUUUUGAUUUCGGGAAAUGUGAUUUGGUGAUUGAAUUUGUUUUUGGUGGAUUGGAGUCAGGGCACUUGAUGGUAUUGAUGUAGUAUUUGAUGGUAUUGAUGUAGUAGUUGAUUUUUCAGCUUUUGAACUUGAAUGGAAGCUGAAUUUUGCUACUGCUUGUGUUAUCAUCAUAUGGGUUUUUUUUUGUUAUAGAAAUUAUUUGCUAGUUAAUGAUGUUUGUGAAAGUGUAUAUUGAUACUAUUGUACAUUUUUUGGACUGAUUUUUCAAGGUUUCUACAAUGCCUCGACUUAUGCGUUCCAUAAGGAAGAAAAAACUUAAACAAAUACAACUAGUUAUUUCAAUGGUUAUUAUUAUUUUGAUGAUGUAUUGGAUGUGGCAUAUGAUGUGUGUUGUUACAAUAAGGGGUGUUCAAUUAAAAGAAAGGAAAAGAAACAAAAAAUUCUACGAAUGUUAGUUUUGAGUGGGCUUUAUAGAGAGAGUGAUGUGAAAUGCAAGAGUGAGCUUCGCGUUAAUAGAAGAACUUUCAAUAUUAUUUGUGAGAUGCUUAGAGACAAUGGGGGUUUAAGUGGAACAAAAAACAUGUCGCUUCAAGAGAUCGUAGCCAUGUUUUUAUACACGUUGGCUCACCAUAAGAAGAAUAGGUCUAUUGGACAAUAUUUUUUUAGAAGUGGAGAAACCGUGAGCCGACAAUUUCACCUUUGUUUAAGGGCUUUUCUCAAGUUGCAUGAAGUAAUAUUUUACAAUCCCACACCAAUAUCGGAUGAUUGUGAAGAUGAAAGGUGGAAAUCUUUCAAGAAUUGUUUAGGGGCAUUAGAUGGGACUUACAUUAAUGUAAAUGUGCCUUCACAAGAACGACCAAAGUAUAGAACAAGAAAAGGAACAAUUGCUAUGAAUGUAUUGGGUGUUUGUGCACCCAAUAAGCAAUUUAUUUAUGUUCUUCCUGGUUGGGAGGGUUCGGCCCAUGAUAUGCGUGUACUUCGCAAUGCUCUCUCUAGACCAAAUGGUUUUAGGAUACCUUGAGGUAAGUGAAGCUCAUUCUUUUGUGAGUGUAUAAGUUUUGUUAGUUUUGGUAGGUAGUAAUCCUUUUCUUUAAUAACUUUGAAGGUAAUUAUUAUUUGGUUGAUGCGGGAUAUACGAAUUGUGAGGGCUUUCUUGCUCCAUAUAGAGGUCAAAGAUACCAUUUAAAAGAAUAGACGGAUCGACAACCGAAAGUGCCGAGGAGUUCUAUAACAUGAAACAUGCUAGGGCGCGAAAUGUGAUUGAGAGAUGUUUUGGCCUACUUAAAGGAAGAUGGAGUAUUCUUAGAAGUCCUUCAUUUUUUCCUAUUAGAACGCAUGGACGUAUCGUGAUGGCUUGUUGCUUAUUGCAUAAUCUAAUUAGAAAAUUCAUGCCUACGGAUGAUAUAAACGAAGAUGAAUUGAAUGAAUCUGAUGAUGAUUCUGAAAGUGAUUCCGAUGAUGAAAGGGAAUUUAUUACAAGUGUUGCUACUUCGGAUUAUUGGACCAAUUUAGAAACAAAUUAGCCCAAUAUAUGUUUAAUGAUUGGAGGGA